This is a messenger RNA of Penicillium pulvis, 552 nucleotides long. RefSeq lists its product as uncharacterized. The transcript is spliced from 2 exons. The record is from RefSeq and is a predicted model, not a curated record. Bases 1 to 552 code for a protein of 183 amino acids. NCBI's taxonomy places the organism in Eukaryota, Fungi, Ascomycota, Eurotiomycetes, Eurotiales, Aspergillaceae.
AUGGCUUCUAAACUCACGAUCGGACUGCCGAAAGUCUAUGCCAACCAAGGAAACAAAUGUGUUCCACCAACAAAUGAUUUCCUCGCCGGGACCUGGCAUGUAACACAUUCCACCCUUCCAAUGUGGAAGGACAAACGCAACGUCAACAUCACCUACACAACGCUCCCUGCCGAUUCUUCGGGUGUGGUGAAAAUCGAUGACCUGGUGAAAUACCAAGGCAUUAAUUCGGAGAAAAUCAAAUCGAUUAAUGGAGUGGAUACGCCAUCUGCAGGUAACCAAGGCGCUUGGGAUUGGCGUGGUAAAGGCUGGUUGAUGAUUGCAAGCUCUCAUUGGGAAGUUCUUGGCUUUGGCCAUACGGAUGAUGGUAACCAGUGGGUUGUGACCUAUUUCGCCAAGACUCUCUUCACGCCUGCUGGUAUUGAUAUCUAUGCCCGAAACAAGGAGGGACUUGCUCAAGCUACCAUUGACGACAUUCUCAAAGCUUUGAAGGAUUUCGAAGUUAGUGAUAUCACGGCCCUGGCCGAAAGCGUGUUUACAGUUUUGCAAAACUAG